GGGGGGACAAACAUCAUUCUUUUUCCCUCCCCAAGCCCAAAGCCGCAAUUUCUCAGCAUCUAGAAUCCAUCCCCAGAACUACCCCCACCCCCACCCCCUUUCUGGUACAGACAUGGUACGCUCCCCAGUCUCGACCCUGAGCUGCAGUGGAUAUUGCUAGAACCCACGCCGAAGACUGAGCUGGCGGCUGCAGUGACCUGGGCGGCUUUCCCUGGCCUCAGGGACACGGCUCCCCUCGAGACUGCACCAUGACCCAGGGAAAGGUUUCAGUGGUUAACAAGGCCCCUGGAACGGAGGGGCAACAACAGGCAAAUGGAGAGAAGAAGGAGACUCCAUCAGCUCCCUUGGCCCCUCCUACUUAUGAGGAAGCUACCUCAGGGGAGGGGCUGAAGGCUGGGGCCUUCCCUCCACCAGCCCCAACUGUGCCCUUUCAUCCUAGCUGGGCUUACGUGGACCCAAACAGCAGCCCUGGCUAUGGAAGUGGUGGGUACUCUGGAGACCCUGAGAUCUUCACCACCUUCAGCUGGGAUGAUCCUAACGUGAGAAGGGUAUUUGUCAGGAAGGUCUAUUCCAUCCUAAUGAUCCAGCUGCUGAUGACUGUGAGUGUCGUGGCUCUCUUCACCUUCUGUGAACCAGUCAAGCUGUAUGUUCAGAGCAACCCGGCUUGGUAUUGGGCAUCCUAUGCUGUAUUCUUCAUGACUUAUCUAAUCCUGGCCUGCUGUUCUGGACCAAGGAGAUAUUUCCCUUGGAACCUGAUCCUCCUGAGCAUCUUUACCCUGUCUAUGGCCUACCUCACUGGGAUGUUGUCCAGUUACUACAAUACCAAGUCCGUGCUUCUGUGUCUGGGGAUCACUGCCCUGGUCUGCCUCUCCGUGACUCUGUUCAGCUUCCAGACCAAGUUUGACUUCACAUCCUGCCAAGGCGUCCUCUUUGUGCUUCUCAUGGUGAUGUUCUUCAGUGGGAUCCUUCUUGCCAUCGUCCUUCCCUUCCAAUAUGUACCCUGGCUUCAUGGGAUCUACGCUGUGCUGGGAGCCAUUGUGUUUACAAUGUUCCUUGCGUUCGACACACAACUGCUGAUGGGAAACCGACGCUAUUCCUUGAGCCCAGAGGAGUAUAUUUUUGGAGCACUCAACAUUUACCUGGACAUCGUCUACAUCUUCUCCUUCUUUCUGCAGCUUUUUGGCACCAACCGGGAUUGAAAGGCUUCCCUUUUUCCAACUCCAAGAAAUGCGACCUGUUUGUCCUCUUGUAACACCCAUCCCCUGCUCUUCCCCGGCCCCUAAGAUAUAGCACUAAACAUCAUCCUAGGCCUCGCGCCUCUGCCAAUUCCGCUUCUUUGGCAGCAUCCUUGGAGUUGUUUUCUGUAGGUUGUAUAUAUGUGAGGGAUUCUGGAAGCCUAAAGGACUGGAGUCACUAUAUUUCCUGCUUCCCUGCCCAUCAGGACUCUCUUUUCCAUUUCCACAUGUGAGAUUGUGAAUUCAGUGUACUCCUUAUCUCCCACCUUAGUUUUGGGGUACAAGAGUCCAAGGGAGAAAGCAGAUGAUGGUUGAGGAUCUUAGGUGUCAACAAAGGGACCCCAGGGUGAAAUGAUUCCUGAACCUCAGAAGAUUUGUGUGAUUUGGGAGAAAAUGUUUCCCUCUUUGUUACUCCCCUCAUUUCCCUAGGGUCAAAACUGAAGCAUUUUAUGGAAAGGGAUGAGCUGGCAUAGGAGGAUAACUUAGCCUCCAAGGGUCAAACCCUGGAGAUAACAGAAGCAGCUUGUGUAGUACUUGAAGUUGUAGUACCUGAGUUUCAGUCCUGUCUGCUGCAUAUACAUAUAUGACCUUGGACAAGUCCCUUACCCUCCCUAAGCCUCAGUUUCCCUAUCUAUAAAAUGAGGGGGUUGGAGAUGACUUGUGAGGUCCUUUCUAAGUCCAAAGCUACAAGCUUGUCUAUGAUAUUAUUAUACUUGGGGGAAGAGAAUGAGGGGUGCUGUUUAAAGAAUGGCAAUCCUUUAAAUGGCCCUUCAUUGGAUAUGGGGGGGGCGCUUCAGUUAGAUCUGCGAUUGCAUUUCCAACAUAUUGCAAAAGAUAUGCGUGUGAGGGGUUGGGCACUCUCAGGUAGCAAGGGCAGGGAGAAGUGAGUCCCUGCUAAGAGUCCUAUCUAAGGCUCUGCUCUGAGACCUCUAGUAGUGAGAUAGAAGGUAGAGGUGAAUCACGUAUCAGAAGGAGGUCACAACCUAAAGAAAUAACCAAUCAGUGCCCAGACAUUAGGGAUGUAGAACAGCCCUUGAUGUUCCCUCGGCCUCCCCAUGAUGCAGAGCUGGCUGAAAGAAUUGAGAGUCAUUUCCCUUUGAGAUCCCCAAGCUGUCUUCCUAAGAUUUUAGGGAGUGGACAGGACUUGGGAUCGGUGAACAGUGCAAAAUAGAAAUGGUUCUGGGGUCUUAAGAGGGAAAGAAGUCUGUCCACUGGUGAGUAAUAGAGAAGAGCCUUUUUUGAGAAACUAGUUUGGGUGGGAGAUGGAAUAGCUUCUUUGCUAUGCUGAAAUCCCCAGCAGGGGAACCCCUUCUCCCCUCCCCUCCCAGGGGUGGCCGCCUCUCUCUGCACUCCAUUUCCCCAAAGUGCCUCCCUAGCUUGUUGCCUUGCCAAACAGUGAACCCAGGUCUUAAAUGCCCAAGCCAGAGCCUAUUUCUACAUACUCCAAAGAGAAGACGCUUCUCACUCUUCCCACCUUCAUUCUCUCCCCUCUUCAGUCCAGGUCACCCCAACCAGCUGUUUAACCCAACCUCCCCUGAGGGGGCAAGUGUGCUCCCUCUCUCUCCUCUUUAUCUUCUCAUCUCCCCAGUUUGGAAAUUGGCCAGCCUAUGGCUAAUUCAGCCAGGCCCCUGAUAAAACUGGUCCGUGUGAUGAGGCCUGGGGCCCCUUUUCGGCCUGGGCGGGUCGGGCUGGGAUCGCUGGGCAGGUGCGUGUGCGUCAGCUACCUAGCCCCUGGCAGUGUAGCCGUGCGCAUGGGAGGGGACUCAGUUAGUGAGGCCUGGGGGACUUGGGGGGUGGAGAGGGAAGGAGGCUGGCUGCUCAUUCAUGCUGUGGUAGCUCUGGCACCAGUGGAAAAUUACUGGUGAAGUGUUGAAGCCCCUCAUCCCAGUCAUCAGCGUUCUCCUUCCCCCCUUUCCUUCUAGCCUCCUUUUUGCAUGCUCACUCUGCACAGCAUGCCUGUUGCAUGACCAAGAUCCUCCUGUCUUUGUAGCUGAGCUGAGGUUUUUCCAUUUAGGGAAGGAAGGAGGAUGUACUAAAUUCCCCAUACUGCCCCUUGACACCCCCCCCCAACCCCUUGUACUUGCAUCUGACAAGGCCCAAAAGGACUGAAAGCUUAUGAUUCUUGAGUACUCUCCAGGGGCAAAGAAAACUGUCAGUGGUGGGAUGGAGCAGGAGGCAAUUAGCUGAGCUGUAACUAGACCAGGGUGAAUGGGAUUCUCAGAGUGGUACAAAUUUAGAGGCCCCUCCCAGCACUUAUACUUCUGCAGCAGGGUGGAAACAACUGAUUUUGCGCCCAAGCAGCAAGAACAUUUAAACUGAGGUAGCUACCUGAAUGUGUACUUCCUCCACAGGUACCCCCAAUGAGCUACACUACCCAAAGAAGAGAGACCCUGCUCUGGCUUGAGUUUCAUUCUUACCUUAAGUUGGUCCCUAAGUACAUUUGCAAAGUAUGAUCCAGGCACAAAAAGUGCUGUUUACAGCUCUGAGAAUCGAGCUAGGCGGCCUAGCUGCUGAGACAUAGCCUGGGGAAACUAAGCAUCUCCCCUCAGUAGCAUUAGGGAGUUCAAUGUCCUUUGUUCUGCUUUACAUCCUUCCCGUGGGGAUGUCUCCCAGCCAGAUCUGCCUGAGGCCAGAUUCUGAUCCUGGUUGUUAGACAGGUUCCCUUCAGGCUCUGUGUCUCAUAUUCUCCACCAGGGUGAAAGAGUAGAGUGUCCGGGACCAGUAUGGUAGGUAUCAGGAAAUUUUGGAUCUUGAUUGAUAAAUAAGAUGUGUCCCUUUAGCGGCUGCUAGUAGGGGCAUCAUUUGCUUUCUCUGCCUUCACGUCCCUUAUCCUGAACCCCACAAUCUCUUUUUGGUGGCUUUUUUUCUAUCCCUCUUCAAUCUCCAAGCCAUGUGCCUCCUUCCAUCUCAAGUUUGUUUGGGGGGUCUUUUCCUGCUGCCCAUUAAGCUUCAGCAUCAUAUUUUGAGCCUCCCCCACCCAAAGAGCCCUCAAGUCUCUAACUUUCUUUACUUCCAAACUUUUUGCUACUUCCCAGAAUCGACUUGCUCCAUUAAUCUAUGAAAAAUGGAGCAAAAGAUUUUUCCAGGACCAAGCUCUCGACAUGCAGUUAGAGGUCCCAGUCUAUAUCCUCAGUUGAAAAAAAAGAAAGAAAGAAAAAAAACUGUCAGAAUGUGACUAGGAUAUAGAAACCAGUAGAAAUCAUGGGAAUCAAUCGCUGCGGUUCCUUUCUUUGUGUUUGUUGAGCUAAAACCAUUCUACCACGUGCUUGGUUCCUUUGUGUACUAUGGGAAGGAGUCUGAAAUUUUGAAUAAUCUCAGCAUUUCAGGAGAAGAAACUGAGGCCCAGAAAAGGGUCAAGUUCACAGAAUCAUGGGGAACGGAUGCAGAUAGCCCACCUCCUGGGUUUCAUUUCCUUUAGAGGGAAAGACACAGGAGCUGGUUGGAGACGUAUAAGUCAUGAAAGACAAGCCCCACAAACACCUGGAUGAGUCUUUUGAGGAGGAAGGGUGAGGGAGCAGGAAUGCAGGAUUACAAGAAAUCAAAACUGGGCAGGUGCCACAGGCUAGAGAGGGAGGAGGGCCCCCCCCUUUCUACCUCACAUUUUUGUUGGGGGUGAAAAAUAGAGCUGAGGAUAGGACACUUUAUUAAAAGACCAAGGAGUAUCUGAGAACUUGACCCAGGGCAAGAGUCCAGCCCAAUGUGGGGGAGGGAGUGCUAUGCUCCCGAAAGGGGAGGGGAGAGGGAACUCAGAGUUCAAGGGAGUCUCAGGUGUUAGCCCCACCAAAAUCCUCUGCAUACAUUACUGUCCACUCCUGCUGAAUAAAGGCUAAAAAUAUAGCAGAUCUUGAUUUCUUCAGGAUCAUGCAGGGGCAACCCUAGGAAUCCUGUUCCCUUGAUUAGUUUUCUCCACCAUUCCCCUCCCCAUCUCUUCCUACUGAUAGAGACACUUUAAAAAUUGCUGCCUCACCCUCCCCGAUGCCCACCUGAGAGUCAUCAGCAUCUCAGAUUUCUCACUGUUAAGGGAUGGGUUUUGGCACCUUUACAUACACUUUGCUGCCCCCAUGUGGCAUUUUGGGGUAAUACGGACAGGCACUGGCAGAUCUCGGAAAGUGGAUUAAAGGCCUAGAAUCCGGAAUAAGGGAUGAUCUGCCACAAACCCCUCUAAGCUUGAAUAUGUUUGUUUCUCUGUUGCCUGAAUUCCUCUGAUGUCUACCCCACGGCUGACACUUGUUCCCUUCAUUUGCCUAAACUUCUUCCCAUAGGCUGUUAAUGCCCCUGGGGCAAGAAUAAAAGCAAUUAUGGUCCCAA
Messenger RNA from Dromiciops gliroides (monito del monte), 5543 nucleotides. It is a transcript of the gene FAIM2, whose product is annotated as Fas apoptotic inhibitory molecule 2. The record is from RefSeq and is a predicted model, not a curated record. Gene Ontology annotation, cellular component: Golgi apparatus; membrane; endoplasmic reticulum. Bases 249 to 1199 code for a protein of 316 amino acids. The transcript is spliced from 12 exons. Gene Ontology annotation, biological process: negative regulation of apoptotic signaling pathway. NCBI's taxonomy places the organism in Eukaryota, Metazoa, Chordata, Mammalia, Microbiotheria, Microbiotheriidae.